UCCGAGGGAAAAGAGAGACCCGGAGACCCGGGAAGGCCUUCUUCUGGAAGGUCAAGCCAUUCCUGGCAGAGCGAGGGGCCACUUGAGUUCUGGGAGCUGGGUGCGACCCUCUCGCCAAUCCAGAGUUGGAUGGCUGAGGCCCUCUCUCCUAGACUGCAAACGAAUGUGAAACUAGCAAACAAAACGUGGUGCCCCUCCCGGUCUGGGAGAUGGUGUUGCAGAGACCUCUCCCAUAGUUUAUCGUUGUUUUGCAUUGAUUAUUAUUAUUAUUAUUAUUAUUAAUUAUUAUUAUUAUUAUUUUAUGUCAUGUGUGUCCUCUCUCCUGUUCUCUCUCUGACAUUCCAAACCAGGCCCCUUCCUAGUUCUGGGGCUGCCUGAGUCUAGAACCCUUUGUUGGCGUGAAAAUUGUGUCCUGUACAGAGCGACAAUAGAAAUAAAUGUUUGGUUUCUUGUGAUCAGCACGCGUGUUUUUGUUGAAACCUUGAUGUAGAGAUACAGACAAAUGCUGCCCAGUGUGUAUGUUAAGCAUCCCGGUCCAUCUGGCCUCACGUCGGAUGUGGUUGAGGAUUUUUUUCAAAGGGUCCAAGGGGACUUUCUAUCUCAGAGGACUCCAAAUUGUGGUAGCUCCUUUGUUUUCCUUUUGGGGUGGGUGUGUUUUGUUUGGGGCUUUUAAUUUUUUCCCUCCAGUCCAAAAAUGGAUUGAAAGUACUGGGAGGGCUGACUCCAAUCCCUAGUGGUGGUGGGGGGAUGUUUCAUUGUAGGACACGAGAGGCUUAAGUAUGGCAAAGCCUUUCAUAUUGUGAUUUAUUUGUCAUAAGCAAAUAAAAUGCGGUUAAGCUGUCUCUUUCUAGACAGACGACUCUUUGCUUAUUAAGGUUCGGAGGGAGGAUUCUGCGAGGCCGGCCUCUUUCCUCCCGCCUAAGAAGGUAUCCUUUUCCUCUGAGGUGUUUAAAGCUUUAAUGAGUCUAAUUUUUUGCACAGAUGUUUCUGGGUGUUUGCAGGUUUUCAGAGUAUUUUUAUAUUACAAAGGAGCUAGCCAGUGCCAUAGCUCAAACUCUGACAAGCAAAUAGAUAAUCAAGAAGACAAAUGGCCUCUUUUGUGAAGCCCUGCUCCUGUAUUAAUUUUCAUUUUCUUUCUCAUAGAAAGUAUCGAAAGUACGACUGGGGGCCAAAUAGCUUUCUGUCUCUGAGGUCCCCGGUCACCCCUAGAAUGGAGUGGGGGAAGGGGCUGGGGGUGCCGAUGACCCUCACAAGCUCUGUCAGGCUCAGGCCACUUUGGGGCAACACCCCCAGAGAAGUGCUAAGGUUUGAGGGCUCCAGCCUUGGCGUCUCUGGUCUUGGGGUGGGCCAGGACACGGCCACCCACCUCCAAAAAGCUUGCGGCUCAAGAGAGCAUACACAAUUAAAAGUCGUUUUUCGGUCCCGUCUCCCUCCAGAAAAUAAACAUAGCUGAAUCCACCAGCACGUUUUAUUGUUAUUUCUUUUGUAUUCCUCCGGUUUGCAGUGCCCGGGAGUUUGCGAGGCCGGGUAGGGCCCAGGACCUACAGGCUGGUGUUGGAGCACAGGGAAAGGGCAGUAGAAGGGCCCCGUUGAAAUGCUGCAGGAAGCCCCAUAAAAAAUCGCCCGGACCUGGAGGCUCAGAGCGGCGAGCUUUGUUUCGGUGGAAUCGCGGUGUGAUGUUCAGUGGCCAGGGGAUGCGGCUGCCCUUAGUGGAGGGGGAGAAUAGUUCUUAAAAAGCAUAUGCCCCCCCCAGGAAUGUCUCUAUAGAACCAAAUCAAAGCUGCUCCUUGGAAGGUAUGAAUAGAAUAAAAAAAAGAUUUCUAUGGAGCUUAAAGUUCACAGCCAUUCUGUGUAGACAAGAGCUAAGAAAAAUGUGAGAAUUAUACAGAAAACCAUUAAUCACUUCUUUUCUUUAAAUACGUAUCCUCUCUCCUUUGUUAUUAUUCAACAGCAAAUCUCCGCAGACCGGCUGUUGGGGGAAAAAAGUGUUAGCUGGCUCUCCCGGAUCUGCGAAGGGGAAAAAAUUUGGAACCAUAAAGUUGAAAACUUUUUUCUCUCAGUUUGGAAGAAGCCCUUCGUCAUGAAUGGGAUCCGCGGAAUUCAGGCCAGAGGAGGAAAGAGGCGCAAAGGAGGGGAGAUUUCUCGCCUGCCGCUCGCGCUGGGGCUCGAUGUGAAUAUAUAUUAUGUCUGCCUGUUCUCCCCUCGUCGGUGGCUAAGGUCAGCCGCUCCCAACGGACUCGGGAGGAGGGGGGGAGAAAGGGGAGGGGGGGUCCGGCGCCUCACGUGACCCCCGCGGGUGCCAAUGUCCGGUCGUGAGGGUAUCAGGCUCUUGCAAGUUGCCGCCCACUGCCCGGGCCUCGCCCAGCGAUGCAGAAAGCCACCUACUACGACAACGCCGCGGCAGCACUCUUCGGAGGCUAUUCCUCGUACCCUGGCAGCAAUGGCUUCGGCUACGACGGUCCCCCCCAACCCCCCUUUCAGGCCGCCACGCACCUGGAGGGCGACUACCAGCGCUCGGCGUGCUCGCUGCAGUCCCUGGGCAACGCCGCCCCGCAUGCCAAGAGCAAGGAGCUCAACGGCAGCUGCAUGAGGCCCGGCCUGGCCCCCGAGCCCCUGCCCGCCCCGCCCGGCUCACCCCCGCCCAGCGCCGCACCUACCAGUACCACUAGCAACAGCAGUAAUGGGGGCGGGCCCGGCAAAAGCGGCACCCCCAAGUGCGUUCCCGGCUCCAACUCCACCCUCACCAAACAGAUAUUCCCCUGGAUGAAAGAGUCAAGGCAAACGUCCAAGCUGAAAAACAGCUCCCCCGGCACAGGUACCGGCUCUCUGCCUUCCUCGCGCCCGGGCGGCGGCCGGGGAACAGUAUCAGGUGGCGGCGGCGGCGGNGGCGGGGGAGGGGACAAGAGCCCCCCGGGGUCGGCGGCGUCCAAGCGCGCGCGGACGGCGUACACGAGCGCGCAGCUGGUGGAGCUGGAGAAGGAGUUCCACUUCAACCGCUACCUGUGCCGGCCGCGCCGCGUGGAGAUGGCCAACCUGCUGAACCUCAGCGAGCGGCAGAUCAAGAUCUGGUUCCAGAACCGGCGCAUGAAGUACAAGAAGGACCAGAAGGCCAAGGGCCUGGCCUCGUCGUCCGGGGGCCCCUCCCCCGCCGGCAGCCCCCCGCAGCCCAUGCAGUCCACGGCCGGCUUCAUGAACGCCUUACACCCCAUGACCCCCAGCUACGAGAGCCCGUCCCCGCCCGCCUUCGGCAAAGCCCACCAGAAUGCCUACGCUCUGCCCUCCAACUACCAGCCUCCUCUCAAGGGCUGCGGCGCCCCGCAGAAGUACCCCCCGACCCCGGCGCCCGAUUACGAGCCCCACGUCCUCCAAGCCAAUGGGGGCGCCUACGGGACGCCCACCAUGCAGGGCAGCCCCGUGUACGUGGGCGGGGGCGGCUACGCGGAUCCGCUGCCGCCCCCUGCCGGCCCCUCCCUCUACGGCCUCAACCACCUUUCCCACCACCCCUCGGGGAACCUGGACUACAAUGGGGCGCCCCCUAUGGCCCCCAACCAGCACCACGGACCCUGCGAUCCCCACCCGACCUACACAGACCUCUCCUCUCACCACGCGCCUCCUCCUCAGGGUAGAAUCCAAGAAGCGCCCAAAUUAACACACCUGUGAUGGGAGAGGGAGGGCGGAGGGGCAAGGGCAUGGGGUGGGUGAGAGCUAGAAAGGGCGUGGGGCCGCGGAACGCCAGGAGGGCGUCCUGGAGGUCUGACAGAGGAGGCCAGGAGGUGAUAGCCACGCUUCCUGAGAAGACCAGGCCUGGCGCUCCUUUCCCUCUCCCUGGCCUGAGAAGUUGCUUUUUUAAGGUCCUCCAGUCCUUGUUCCAUCUGCCUGCCAACCCGGUGGAGAGGAAACCACAGCAGAUUGUGGAGAUGACCCCAUUAGCCCUAGGCCUCCAGCAAGACCCAGCUGGAAUUCCACACUCCCGAGUGGCGUGGAGGAAGAGGGGAUAGGGAAACAAGGCUGAGAAGCACAUUAAACACACACACACACACACACACACACA
Messenger RNA from Ailuropoda melanoleuca (giant panda), 4051 nucleotides. RefSeq names its product homeobox B3 (gene HOXB3). Gene Ontology annotation, molecular function: RNA polymerase II cis-regulatory region sequence-specific DNA binding; DNA-binding transcription factor activity, RNA polymerase II-specific. Lineage: Eukaryota; Metazoa; Chordata; Mammalia; Carnivora; Ursidae. Gene Ontology annotation, biological process: anterior/posterior pattern specification; regulation of transcription by RNA polymerase II; embryonic skeletal system morphogenesis. The transcript is spliced from 5 exons. The record is from RefSeq and is a predicted model, not a curated record. Bases 2368 to 3660 code for a protein of 430 amino acids. Gene Ontology annotation, cellular component: nucleus.